Closterium sp. Yama58-4 is the source of this 3249-nucleotide messenger RNA. The record is from the annotation of a GenBank genome assembly. NCBI's taxonomy places the organism in Eukaryota, Viridiplantae, Streptophyta, Zygnematophyceae, Desmidiales, Closteriaceae.
AUGACGAUUAUCAUUAUCAUCUCCUCAUCCCGCAAAAGCCGGCACGGAUUUCAUCCCUCCCUAGAUACCGUCAUACAUUCCAGCAUGUCAGGCGGCGGUCUCGCCGGAAACGGUUCUCUCGACGAUGAGCUAGCGAGAAGCCACGUGGUGCGGUUGCGCGGGCUGCCGUUCAGCGCGACGGAGUCGGACAUUAAAGCCUUCUUCGACGGGCUCGACAUCGCGCCCGACGGCAUCGUGCUGCAGCUCAACUACCAAGGUCGAGCGACGGGCCAGGCCUUCGUUCGCUUCGCGGACGCCGAGAAUGCGACUAAGGCUCUCGAGCGCAACAGGCAGCACAUCGGAUCGCGCUAUAUUGAGGUUUUCAAGGGCCAUGCAGCAGACAUGGAGGGGGCCUUGCGGAUGGCGGGCAGGGGCGGUGCUGCUGGUGCUGGUCCGGGGGCGGGGGCGCCCAAUAUGGGCAUGGCGGGCAUGGGCGGCAAUAUGGCGGCGGCAACAUCUGGGCUGCUUGCGGGUGGUGCUGCGGGGGCUGGGGUGCCAGGAAUGGCGGGCAACACGGACAUGCGCUACAGCGGCGUCAUCCGCAUGCGCGGCAUGCCCUAUAGUGCGACGUCGGCGGACAUAGCGGCCUUUUUCAAGGGCAUGCAGAUAGCGCACGACGGCAUCUUCCUCUGCUCGCACCCCGACGGCCGCGCCACCGGCGAGGCAUUUGUGGAGUUCGCCAAUGAGGAGACGGCGGCGAGGGCGCUGCAGCUGCACCGAGAACCCAUGGGCCACCGGUACGUGGAGCUGUUCCGCAGCACCAAGGGGGAGAUGAUGGCGGCGGUGCAGCAGCGCAUGUACUCCAUGUUCCCGCCCGUCCCCGCCUUCAUGGGCCCCGUGCCGGGAAUGAUGGGCUUCGGAAUGCCAAGCUUAGGCGCAGCCAACCUCGCCGCCAUGCACAUGGGCGCGGGCGGAAUGGGCGCAGGGGGGAUGGGGGGCGGAGGCAUGGGGGGACCAGGCGGCCCUGGGGGCGGAAUGGGCGCAGCGCAGGCAGCAGCAGCGGCAUCAGAGAACGUAUGCAUAAAGAUGCGCGGGCUGCCCUUUAGUGCAGGGCAGGAGGAUAUUCUGGCGUUUUUCGAGGGGUAUGAAGUGGUGGGGAACGGUGUGCACAUCAUGACGGGGCACAACGACCGGCCCACAGGGGAGGCGUUUGUGGAGUUUGCCUCGUCGGAGGAGGCAGGGCGGGCCAUGGAGCGCCACCGGCAGCACAUGGGGAAUCGUUAUAUCGAGCUCUUCCGCGUCUCCAAGAGUGCCACCGGCAGCACAUGGGCAACCGAUACAUCGAGCUGUUCCGUGUCUCCAAGAGCCAUGCGGGCUUUUUGUUCCCGGUGGGCUUUUUGUCCGGUUAUAUGGACCCGGUGGGUCUGCUGGCAUCACCCCCUGGGGCAAUCGCUGUGCCUCAUGCCCCUCAUGUGCCACAUGCCCCUCAUGUGCCUCAUGCCGCUCAUGUGCCUCAUGCCCCUCAUGUGCCUCAUGCCCCUCAUGUGCCUCAUGCCGCUCAUGUGCCUCAUGCCGCUCAUGUGCCUCAUGCCGCUCAUGUGCCUCAUGCCCCUCAUGUGCCUCAUGCCCCUCAUGUGCCUCAUGCCGCUCAUGUGCCUCAUGCCCCUCAUGUGCCUCAUGCCGCUCAUGUGCCUCAUGCCGCUCAUGUGCCUCAUGCCCCUCAUGUGCCUCAUGCCGCUCAUGUGCCUCAUGCCGCUCAUGUGCCUCCUGUGUCCCUUGUUCUGCCUUUUGGUGGUGCUGGGUGCGCUGAGCAGUGAGGCGCUGGUGGCGGUGCAAGGGGGGUCGUUGGCAGGGUUCAACAUGGCGGGUGCAUUGGACCCCAACAUGCAGCUGCUGCUGCUGCAACAACAGCAUGAGGCAGAGCACUCGCGGUUCAAAAGGUUCAAAAGGUUCAAAAGGUUCAAAAGGUUCAACAGGUUCAACAGGUUCAAAAGGUUCAACAGGUUCAAAAGGUUCAAAAGGUUCAACAGGUUCAACAGGUUCAACAGGUUCAAAAGGUUCAACAGGUUCAAAAGGUUCAACAGGUUCAACAGGUUCAAAAGGUUCAACAGGUUCAACAGGUUCAAAAGGUUCAAAAGGUUCAACAGGUUCAACAGGUUCAAAAGGUUCAAAAGGUUCAACAGGUUCAACAGGUUCAAAAGGUUCAACAGGUUCAAAAGGUUCAAAAGGUUCAACAGGUUCAAAAGGUUCAACAGGUUCAACAGGUUCAAAAGGUUCAACAGGUUCAAAAGGUUCAACAGGUUCAACAGGUUCAAAAGGUUCAACAGGUUCAACAGGUUCAACAGGUUCAAAAGGUUCAAAAGGUUCAACAGGUUCAACAGGUUCAAAAGGUUCAACAGGUUCAAAAGGUUCAACAGGUUCAAAAGGUUCAACAGGUUCAACAGGUUCAACAGGUUCAAAAGGUUCAACAGGUUCAACAGGUUCAACAGGUUCAACAGGUUCAACAGGUUCAACAGGUUCAAAAGGUUCAACAGGUUCAAAAGGUUCAACAGGUUCAACAGGUUCAAAAGGUUCAACAGGUUCAAAAGGUUCAACAGGUUCAAAAGGUUCAACAGGUUCAACAGGUUCAACAGGUUCAAAAGGUUCAACAGGUUCAAAAGGUUCAACAGGUUCAACAGGUUCAACAGGUUCAACAGGUUCAAAAGGUUCAACAGGUUCAACAGGUUCAACAGGUUCAACAGGUUCAACAGGUUCAACAGGUUCAACAGGUUCAAAAGGUUCAACAGGUUCAAAAGGUUCAACAGGUUCAAAAGGUUCAACAGGUUCAACAGGUUCAACAGGUUCAAAAGGUUCAACAGGUUCAAAAGGUUCAACAGGUUCAACAGGUUCAAAAGGUUCAACAGGUUCAAAAGGUUCAACAGGUUCAAAAGGUUCAACAGGUUCAAAAGGUUCAAAAGGUUCAACAGGUUCAAAAGGUUCAACAGGUUCAAAAGGUUCAACAGGUUCAAAAGGUUCAACAGGUUCAACAGGUUCAAAAGGUUCAACAGGUUCAACAGGUUCAACAGGUUCAACAGGUUCAAAAGGUUCAACAGGUUCAAAAGGUUCAACAGGUUCAACAGGUUCAAAAGGUUCAACAGGUUCAAAAGGUUCAACAGGUUCAAAAGGUUCAACAGGUUCAACAGGUUCAAAAGGUUCAACAGGUUCAACAGGUUCAACAGGUUCAAAAGGUUCAACAGGUUCAAAAGGUUCACAGAGAAACAGGGUGGUUGA